UGCUCUCCUUCAGACCCGCCAGCCUUUCGUCGUUCCGUCCGUGCCGCCACAGUCGCGGUACGCUAUGACCAAGCACGGCCACCCGCCGCCGUCGCGUUCGGCCUGUAUGUUCGCCGGCGGCGCCGGGGGUCAGGACGGGGUGGACGCCUGGGGCGGCGGUGGCGGCGUGACCCCUGACCCCGCAGGGCGCGAACGCAAGCUGCUGCGCACGUGCAGGAGGCGCAGUGGGGCCGUGGUGAAGCACGCGGCGCACAAGGAGAAGCCCGUGCACCUGGUGCAGCGCAGAAACGCCCGCGAGAGACGCCGCGUGCAGGCAGUUAACGUGGCGUUCAGCAGAUUGAGCAAGGUGGUGCCGCUGGAGAGCAGAGGAAAGCGAAUCAGCAAAGUGAAGACGUUGCAUAAGGCGAUUGAGUACAUCGACCAUCUGCGGCAGCUGUUAGCAGCCGAUGACGUCAGUCGAGGUCACGUGAACGGUGCGACGCUGGACUCCAGCGGCGACAAGGAGAACUCCUGGUGCGCACCGCCUCAGGUGUACGCCGAUGACUACUACCCGCCGCAGCCGCACGCGUACAGCAUGCAGUACACCAUCAUGACGGACUACACGCCCGGCCAGUGAGAGCUGGCAGUCCAGGUCCGCAAGAUACGCUUCGUCUUCAGUUGGUAUCCGUCCACUAAAUGACCGUCCGCAUCUUGCCGUGUUAGUGUUGUGCUCGGAGAAAACCGCAAACGUUGCGGCGAUAUGUUUGGGCGUGGGUGGAAGAGCUUUACUUGCUAGUCAUUUACACAUGGCUCGUCUGUUGGAGUGUGUGCAAAAUGCCCCAUAGAUCAGGCUUACGAAUUCGAGCCAUCGAGCGUGCGAGCCGUCUUGCUUGUGCACGCGUCACA
Pollicipes pollicipes is the source of this 885-nucleotide messenger RNA. Its product is annotated as protein atonal homolog 7. The coding region runs from base 65 to 616 and encodes 183 amino acids. The transcript is spliced from 3 exons. Gene Ontology annotation, biological process: regulation of transcription by RNA polymerase II; developmental process. Gene Ontology annotation, molecular function: DNA-binding transcription factor activity, RNA polymerase II-specific; RNA polymerase II transcription regulatory region sequence-specific DNA binding; protein dimerization activity. The record is from RefSeq and is a predicted model, not a curated record. NCBI's taxonomy places the organism in Eukaryota, Metazoa, Arthropoda, Thecostraca, Pollicipedomorpha, Pollicipedidae.